AUGUACAUUAGAAUACACUCGUCGUGGGAAGGAGGACAUCGUCGCUGGGGUAAGGUAAGUAAAUAAAGGUUUUUUUUUAUUUACUAUGAAAAACUGCUGUUAAUCAGAUAAUUUUAAAGUGUCUAUGGGAGUGCUGCCUUCAAAGGAAAGUAGUUUAUAAUAUACUCAGCAUAGCAAAUUAUAAUCUACUAUAUAGCAUAUAUAAAGAAACUAGUCCUGCGCUCAAACUCCCAUUACUCCUGGGCCCAGCAAUGACUAUAGUACACAUCAGCCAAAAUACAUAUAGUAAAAACCAAAGAAAAAAAGUUACCUGCACUUUUUUCAUAUCCCUAUGUAUUUGUAAAUAAAUGGAGGUUUUAAGUUAUCUCCAAAGGCCAUUAGAGGGUAUGCCCAGCUGCCACGUCAAGGCAGACCUCUUAGGUGGUCCUAACUCGGAGUGUAUAUCAGCCUCCUUAGAGAGUGGGUAUACCUCCUAAUCUUUAUGGACAAAGGAAUUUAUCUGUGCUGUUAUUCCCAUUACUCUCAGACACCCAAAAGUGGAUAAUUGUGGAAAAUACAUUCCACAGCAUCUUGAAUGCAGGUACCUAUAACUGCAAGUCACCAAUUACUAUAUGCUUCCAUACUUAUAACAUUUAAUAUUGUGUGCAUGGCAGGUCUCGGCUUGGGAGCACAAGUAGCCAAGAGCUACACUUUGGUAGAUGUUGAUCUAGCUGGCAGCCUUUCCUUGUCUCAUGGUCAAAUCAGGAGAAUACUAGCAAAACAAUCAAUAUAUUUUCAGAACAGUAACAGGUCUGUAUACUGCUCCCUGACAGGGCCAGUGGUGGAAGGAUUUUGGUUACACAGGGAAAGAUGCACUUUGCUGCCCCCACCACCACCAUCAAAACAUGCAUCUUCAGUUGUGUGUCUCUUAACCCCCCUUUUGAACGUCUUACCCCUUUUGUAUUUUUUAUCCCCUCUUUGUAAUGUCUUACCCCCUUUUAGUGUAUCCUAUCCCAAUAGUGUAUCGUAUCCUCUUUUGUGUUUCUUUUACUACCCUUGAUUGUGUGUUCUCUACUCCCCCUUAUGUGUCUCAUAACCCCCAAGCCCUUUUGUGUGUGUCCCUUUCUACCCCCAAGCCCUUUGUGUGUCUCUUCCCUCCUUUCCCGGCUCCUUCGUGUGUCUCUUUCUUCCUUUUCUCUGUGUGUUUCUUUCCCCAAGUCCCUUUAUGUCUUUUUUCUGCUUCCUCGGCUCCUCUGUGUGUCUUUUCCCCAUGCAACUUGUCUCUUUCUCUGCAUCCCCUCUGUGUCUCUUUCCACCAGUCCCUUUGUUUCUUUUCCCCCCUUCCUCAGCCCCUCUGUGUGUCUCUUUUCCCAUGUCCCUUUGUGUCUUUUUUCCGCUUCCUUGGCUCCUCUGUUUGUCUCUUCCCCCAUGCAACUUGUCUCUUUUUCUGCAUCCCCUCUGUAUGUCUCUUUCUCCCAGCCCUUUUUGAGUUUCUCUUUCUCAACUUCCUCUCUGUGUUUGUCUCUCUCUCUCUGCCUUAUGGUUGCGCCGGCCCUGCUCCCUGACACUAUUCCUUCCUGAACUUGGUAUAUAUCCUGUGAGAGCGUGUGUUCAUCAACAGCAGGUAUGUUAUAUUACGUCCUUUCACUUUUGUAAGAGUCUGUAUCACAGUGGGAAUUCAAUGCAGGAAAACAGAAAAAGUAAAUAUUACCAGGGAUAAGGUGAGAAUUCUCUCCUAAUGAAUUCAAAGGCAAUUUGAAAUCAUAACUGACUUUUUCCAAAUCAGCUAUUUUAGCUCUAAAUUUGAAUUUCACUUAGAGAUUCCGCCAAUCCUCGCUUUAGUAAAUAACCCUGACAAUACGAAUAAUAGAGAAUUCAAAUAUAGUGGCAGUCUCCUGAGAUAAGAUCUCACAAAAAAAUAUAUUCGGGCAGCUUGCAAGCACUCCCCUUUUACCCCAUCCAGGGGCUUUCUGUGGCUGUUCAAUGCAGUUCAAUAGGAAGUCUUUGCAAGACAGUAGUUCUUGGCAACUUUUUCAUCUUGAAUUUAGCACUACUGAGCUGGGAUGUGGGGGUUGUAACAAGGUUAAUUUACAAGUGCUAAUUUCUAUUGUAAAAUGAUAAAAGGACACACUCUUUACACUUUAAUCACCUCAGCAAGCUAAAGUGUUUAGAUGUUUGGAGUGUUCCUUUAAGCACAGCCACUCUAAUAAAUCAUAACACUCCCCUAUUUGUCCUUUCUUGUUAGAUUUUACACUUUGAAACCUUAACAAGAGAGCUACUUAGAAUGAUGGAAGUGCAUAGCUUCCAACAUUUCAAAUGGCCAAAGAGGGAUACUUUCAUUUUAGUGGUGUGAGUGAGGGUGUGGCCAGGGGCAGGGCAGUUGAGAUAAAUUGUAGGUGAAUUAUUAAUAACAAUAUAUGCAACUAGAAUGUAAUUUAGAACAAUGUAUCUUAUUUACACAGACUGAUUUCUAAACACGUUUAUUUAAAUUUAAAGGAUACAAAUUUGUAUUCCUAGCAAAAUACUUCCCACAACCUCCCUCCCCCAGCACUGUAAGGGUUAAUAAACCCUUACUGUAAUAAUCCGGUCAGCACUGAAUCAGCACUCCUCCUCCUCCAGGGGGCGGGCACUAAUGUGCAUGGGCGGUGGGUGCCUAGGCACCCUUACCAUAGGCAAUGCUGCAAAACUUUCCUAUGGGGAUUUGAUUGAUGCUGAAUGUCCUCAUGCAGGGUGUAAAGAUUUCCAGUGUCAGUUAGGCGACCACAAGUCGCCUAGCAAGCAGGAAGUUCCUCUUGUCUGAUUGACAGGCACUAGAGACAGCCUUAGUCCUGUAAUGUAAUUAUUGCAGUUUCUCAGAAACUGCAUUAAUUAACAUUGCAGGGUUAAGGCUCACUGCACCCAGGGAGGGAGAGAAGACCCGGGAGUUGUAGCUUGCAGCUCCGCAUGGUCUCCUCUCGCGAGCACGCAGCGUUGCCGUGGUUACCACGGCAACGCUCCUUUCUCGCGAGAGUGAACUCUAGCCCUGUAGGUGCAGGCUAGAGUUCACUCCCCCACUAGAACUGCCAGGGAUUCCACUGGACCACCAGAGAUUGGAAAUAAUAUCCCCCGUCCCUGGGCAAAGGUAAGAAGGGAGGGGGGAUAUAAAGCAUAUAUUUUUAAUUUAAAAAAACAACACAUUUGUUUUAAUCAACCCCCUCCCCUAACUACACACACACUGCCCCACCACACACACUACCCCCACUGUACCCCCAUACACACACUUUUCCCCAUACACAUAUUUCCCAAACUGCAUCCCAUACACACACUACCCCCACUACACCCCCAUACACACACUACCCUCACUGCACCCACAUACACACACUACACCCCCAUACACACAACGCCCCCACUGUACCUCAUACAUACACUUAUCCCCCAUACACACAUUUCCCAAACUGCAUCCCAUACACAACUACCCCCACUGCACACCCAUACUCACACUGCCCCCACUGCACCCCAUACACACAAUGCCCCACUGCACCACAUACACACACUGCCCCCACUACACCCCCAUACACACAAUGCCUCCAAUGUACCCCCAUACACACACUUCUCCCCCACACACACUGCACCCUCAUACACACAGUGCUCCCACUGAACUCCCAUACACAUACUGCCCCCACUACACCCUAAUACACACACUGGCCUCAUACAUACAGUGUUCCCACUGCACCCCAUAUAUACACUGCACUCCCAUGCACACACUACAUCCCUCAUACAAACACAGACUGCCCCUCCUACACAUAGUGCUCCCACUGCACCCCCAUACACACACUGUCUCAGAUACACACACUGUCCCACAUACAUACACACACCUACCUACCUAGAGGCCCUAUCCCCAUACUACAGGCCCUAUCCUGGAAGGCCCCAGGUAAAUUGUCAAACUGUUCUGAAAUGGUUUAACUAUUUACUCUGGGAGGGCACCACAGCACUCCUGGCACCAUAACCAUUACAGAGAGCUGUAGUGGUUAUUGUGCCUGGAUUGUUUCUUUAAAUAAUCUAUGAGUGCCCCUCCCGAGACGAGGCUCUGGAUCCGCCAGUGGUUGCUGUGGGAUCAAUGAGUAAAAUUCCAGGAGCCGCCUAUAUAGAAAUUGUGUCAUAAAGUUCAAGUCUCUGUGUUCUAGCAAUGUGGCCAGGGGAUGAAAUUUACCCUCUGGAGGCACAUGUCAAAUUUGGAGGGAUGUUCCCUUAAGAGCUUCUGAAAAGCAUCAGUCUCCGCACCUCAGGGGAAAACUGGAUUAAAUGUAACUGGCAAGAAUGGAAAUGGAAAGGAGCAAUGGAAAGCCAGAUACAGAGUGAAGCUAAUAUUAAGGGAUGGGGGGUUGUGAAUCUAGCCCCUUCUAACUGAUCUAUACAGGUCAGCACAACCAGAGGCCAACUGAUCUGCACAGCCUCCACCUCCUUCCACAACUUGGAAUCCCCAGACUUGGACCAUUUCACCACUCUUGGAAGAUGUGUGGCUUGAUAAUGGAGUUUAAAGUCCAGGAGAGCCAGACGUCCCCACUCCUUGGCAGAAUAAGGAUAUCAUAACUGAUUUGUAGCUUACCUCUGUGCCAGAUAUAUUUGAGGAUAGUUUUUUUUUAAUCUUUGCAGCUGACUUGCCCUCAGUUUCUCAGAAAAAUUCUUACACUUUUUUUUCAGCCUACACUGUUGAUUGAAGUCUUGGAAGACUGAAGACUGUUCAAUUAAGAUAAACUGGAGAAGCAUCAUAAAUGCGCUCAUGUGUCACCAUUAUUAUUAUUAUGAUAUUUAUAUAGUGCCGUCAAAUUCCGCAGCGCUUUACAAUGGGUGGACGAACAGACAUGUAGUUGUAACCAGACAAGUUGGACACACAGGAACAGAGGGGUUGAGGGCCCUGCUCAAUGAGCUUACAUGCUAGAGGGAGUGGGGUAAAAUGACACAAAAAGGUAAGGAUAGUAUUAGACUAAUGACAGUUGCAGAAGAGGAAUCAGUCAGGAGCUAUUAACAGUUUAAUGGAUACGCUUUUAUGAAGAAGUGGGUUUUUAACGAUUUUUUGAAGGAGUGGAGACUGGGUGAGCAUCUAACGGAGGAGGGAAGCAAGUUCCACAGGAACUGUGCAGCCCUCAAGAAAUCUUGAAGGCGAGCACCAGAGGUGGGAGUACAGACAGAAGAUAGACGUAAGUCUUCAGCAGAUCGUAAGGGCCUAGACGGGACAUACUUGUGUAUAAGGGAGGAUAGAUAGGUGGGAGCAGCAUUAUGUAGAGAUUUGAAAGCAAGAACCAAAAUUUUAAAUUGAGCUCUAUAUUUUAUAGGAAGCCAAUGUAGGGAUUGACAGAAGGGUGAGGCAUGGGAGGUGCGUGCGGACAGGAAGAUGAGCCUCGCCGACGCAUUCUUUAUGGACUGUAACGGCGCUAGUUGGGAGCACAUAAGACCACUGAGAAGCGGAUUACAGUAGUCAAGGCAAGAAAGGACAGUGGAAUGGACCAACACCUUAGUCGCAUCUGGCGUUAUGUAGGGGCGGAUGCGCGCAAUGUUUUUUAGAUGGAAAUGACAGGAUUUGGCGAUAGAUUGAACAUGAGGCUUGAAGGUGAGGUCGGAGUCAAAGAGAACACCUAGGCAGCGAGCCUGCAUGGUGGAGCUGAUGGUAGCACCGUUGACUUGGAGGAAGGGAGACACAGGAGUAACAACACUCGAGGGAGGAAACACCAGAAUUUCAGUUUUGGUCAAGUUUAGUUUAAGGAAGUGGGCAGCCAUCCAGUUAGAAACAGCAGAGAGGCAGUCAGAGACACUAGUCAAGAGGGACGGGAGAGAUCAGGAGAGGACAGGUAGAUUUGCGUGUCAUCUGCAUAGAAAUGAUAUUGGAAGCCAAAGGAGCUAAUGAGUUUACCAAGGGAGGCAGUAUAGAUGGAGAACAGUAGGGGACCAAGGACUGAACCUUGGGGGACACCAACAGAGAGGAGUUGGGGAGAAGAAGCAGAGCCAGAGAAAGAAACACUGAAAGAGCGCUGGGAGAGGUAGGAGGAGCACCAGGAGAGAGCAAUAUCUUGUAGACCGAUAUUGCGGAGGAUGAGAAGAAGCUGUUGAUGAUCAACAGUGUCAAAAGCCGCAGACAGGUCAAGGAGAAUUAAGAUAGAGUAGUGACCACGAGAUUUUGCAGCAAGUAGAUCAUUGGAUACUUUGGUCAGUGCCGUUUCCACAGAGUGCUUAGCGCGGAAACCAGACUGAAGCGGGUCUAGUAGAGAGUUGGACUCAAGGAAGUCUGUCAAUCUCGCAUACACAAUUUUUUCAAGGAUCUUGGAUGCAAAAGGCAGUAGCAAAAUAGGACGAUAGUUGGAUGGGGAGUUAGGGUCAAGAUUGGGCUUCUUUAGAAUUGGGGUUACAGUUGCAUGUUUGAAGGGCAAUGGAAAUAUACCAGAGGAGAGAGAGAGAUUGAGAAUUUUAGUGAGAGGUGGAGAAAGAGAAGAAGACAGAGUACGGAUGAGAUGCGAUGGAAUUGGAUCUAGGGAGCAGGUGGUGGGGCGGGAGGACUGGAGCAGAGCAGAAACUUCUUCCAAUGUAGCGGGUGCGAAUGAACAUAGAACAGCAGAGGGAGUGAAGUUAGGGGAAGUAUUAUAAGGGGAAGAAGAAAGAUGAGAUAUCUCUUCUCUGAUUGUAGAGAUCUUGUCAGUGAAGUGAGUUGCAAAGUCUGAGGCGGUCAAGUUAGUAGGUGGAGGAGGAACAGCAGGGUGAAGAAGAGAGUUAAAUGUGUGAAAUAGUCGUUUGGGAUCGCGGGAGAGUGUGGUUAUGAGGGUAAUGAAGUAAUUAACUUUUGCAGAGGAAAGAGCCAAGCUGUAUGAGCUCAGCAUAAAUUUAUAGUUGAGAAAGUCAGACGCACAGUGAGACUUUCUCCAACAGCGUUCAGCAGUUCUGGAGCAUUUUUAGAGGUAUCGAGUGCGCUUGGUGUGCCAGGGUUGUUGUUGGUUGUUGUUGGGGGGGCCUGCAGCGUUUAAAUGUACAAGGUGCCAUGAUGUCUAGUUGAGAGGAGAGGGUGGAAUUGUAGAAGGAGGUUGCAGAACUAGGACAGGUGAGGUUUGAGAUAGGCAAAAGGAGAGUUUGGAGAUUAGUGGAGAAAUGCUCUAGGUCAAGACAUUGGAGGUUUCUGUGAGAGUGAUGUUCAGACGGUGGUGUCAAUUGGGUCUUAGGUAUGCCAAUGUCAAAAGUCAGCAGAUGGUGGUCAGAUAGAGGAAAGGGAAUAUACAUGCAUACUUCUCAGGAAGGAAGGGUUGCUGGUGUAUGCAGAAUGCACAGUCUAUGUAGGCAUGCACAUUAAAACCAUGAGUUACUCAAGGGUGCCCAAGUAGCCCAAACCGUAGCAACAUGAUUUUAGAAUUCAAUAUCUCAUGUGAUUACACAUCAAACCAAAAUGGCCUUUUCAUUCAAUAUUCAUGUUCUUAAGCCUUAAGCUGUUAUAUAAUGUAUUGACACCGCCGGACCUAAUACAUUUAAACUACUUUUGUAAAUAUAUUAUAUUUAUUCUCUGUCUCCAUAAUUUUAUUCCAACAGCCAAUGGCAAGACAUAGAUUAGCUUAAUGUUAGCUUAAUGUCAUGAGGUCUCCGAGUCAGUGCUUGCUCGGCUGGUCUCUGUUUGCGCUUGCUGAUUCCUGCUCUGUGAACAGAAUGACCUCCAAAAAUAGACAUGUUAGCAUUUGCUGGGUCUUUGGACCAUCUGUCUAUGCAUUCAUUGUGCUAUGAUUUUGAUGUUUCCUGCGGUGGAUAAAUAGGUUAUGUGUCUUAACCCUGACAACAACAUAAAUCCUAAUAAUGAUGAGUCGGUCAGCACAGCACUUAGGAGAGUUAAUUUGCAUGUGUCUGGAAAAUAACAGUGACAAGAUUUUUUUUUAAAAGAGGAGAGUUUUACAAUUAAUUUACUAUUUUAUUGCAAACAGAACAUUUGCUCCACAGUAAACCCAUUACAUUAAAAAGGCUUAUAUAAUUUAUUUGUAGUAAUAAUUGACUUGCAUUACCUGUAUAUUACUUUACUGAUUAGUAUAAAUUACCUACAAUAUUUUUUUUUAAAGUGACAUCAUUUUUUACUAAAGUGUGAACUGAAGUGAAUGCAAACUAAAUUGCACAAAAAUAAGCCAAGAUAGCUGAAAUGGAAAAAUUCUAUUCUGUUUUCAGUUUGAAAUUUAGUCCUUCCAUUUAAAAUUCACUCUUAAAGGGACACUAUAGGCAUCCAGACCACUUCAGCUCAUUGAAGUGGUCUGGGUGCAUUGUCCCAGUCCUUUUAACAAUGCAAUUGUAAUUAUUGCAGUGAUUGAUAAACUGCAAUAAUAACCUUGCAGAGUUAACUCCACCUCUAGUGGCUGUCUAAAAAGUCACUAGUAGACUUUUGUUUGCCUUAACUGACGCUGGUUUCAAUUCUUUCCUAUGGGGUAGUCAUAAUGUGAGCACUGAGCUUGCCACAUGUACACAAUAGGUCCCUCACACCAACUGAUGUUGGUGGAGGAGGAGCGGAGACAGAGCUUGACCCAUUAUUUAAGGAUCUCUUGCUGUCCAAAAUAAUACCCAUCUUUUGAAAGCUUGAAGUGCCUAUUACCAAAUAUAAUGUUCCAAAUCAACCCUGACUAAACAGGGUUUGUUCCCACAGAGAGGCCUCUGAUAACACCACCAAGUUCUUAAUCCUAAUUCAUAUGGCCAGUGGUGUAUUUAGGAUUUGGGCUACACUAGGCAGGACGGUGCUCGGGCACCCCACCCUCCCCCAAUUAAAAUUUUCCCCACCCCUUCCUAUCAAGGCUGCACUUUGACAGACGCUCACUCACUGACAGAUGCACACUCACUGACAGACGCAUACACUCAUUGACAGACGCACACUCUCAUAUACACUGACAAACAAUGACAUACACACACACUAUUACUUGGACACACACUGAGAGAUGCACACACACUGACAGACGCACGCACUCACUGACCGAUACAUACACACUUACAGACACACAAAAAUUCACUUACAGACACACACAUUCACUUACAGACACACACACAUACACGCUUAUAGACACACACAUUCACUUAGACACACAUACUUACAGACACACACUUACAGACACAUACACACACACUUACAGACACAUACACAUUUCUCCCAACACUCACAAAUUAUUAUUUUUAUUUUAUUUUAAAGCCACCCAGCUGGAGUGGAUUCCUUACCUGUCCAUUGUGGCUGCUGGGCGGGCAGGCAGGGGGCGUACAGGCAGAGUAGGCGGAGCUUAGUGAUGCGGGAGCCGGUCUGGCGUAAUUUUCCGGCUCCCGGUUUGAGUAAGCAGCGCGGAGGGAGCUGAGCAGGAAGUAUACUCUUCUGAGUAUACUCUAUGUGUGAAUGUGGCAUUUUGGCAGCAAUUUAUCAUCCCCUACGACACCUGUCAGGUAUGCCCCUGUAUUUAUUGAUUUCUGUCCUGGUACUCAAAUGAUUCCCAGGGAUUACAACUAAGUCCUGAUGUUCAGCACAUAUCGGUGGGAAACCGCAAUGCAGCUACAUUUGCAGAUUUCAUUAUUUUCACCAGCGCUGGAAUCAG
This is a messenger RNA of Pelobates cultripes (western spadefoot toad), 9533 nucleotides long. NCBI's taxonomy places the organism in Eukaryota, Metazoa, Chordata, Amphibia, Anura, Pelobatidae. The record is from the annotation of a GenBank genome assembly.